Molecule: messenger RNA, 4049 nt
Organism: Podarcis raffonei (Aeolian wall lizard)
Lineage: Eukaryota; Metazoa; Chordata; Lepidosauria; Squamata; Lacertidae
Gene: VARS1
Product: valyl-tRNA synthetase 1
Exons: 31
Coding region: 104-3904 (1266 amino acids)
Biological process (GO): valyl-tRNA aminoacylation
Cellular component (GO): cytosol
Molecular function (GO): aminoacyl-tRNA deacylase activity; valine-tRNA ligase activity; ATP binding
Source: RefSeq, a predicted model, not a curated record
UGACGCAGGCGUUGCAGCAGACGGCUACAGGCGGGGUCCUUCCGCAUUGGGAAAGUAGCACGUGGGGGGGAGAAGCUGCAACCGGCUGGACUUGCAGGUCGUCAUGCCAACUCUGUACCUUUCCCCUCAUCCGGAUAACUUCCAGAAUCUGCGGGUGCUGGUUGCGGCCCGCUAUGGCCGACACGAGCCCAGGGUGGUCGCUCUGCCUCCUGACAAGGAGCUGGGGAAUCCUUCCUUCUCUGUGCCCAAACUCCCAGCCCUGGAGACGCAGGCGGGCGUCCGUGUCUCUGGCGCAGCGGCUGUUUCUUACCUGCUGUGUCCAGAUGCCAUGAGAGGGCAGAGCCCAGAAGCCAGCGCCCUGGUACGGCAGUGGGUCAGUUUCGCAGACUUGGAGAUCGCUCCUGCCGCCUCCGCAGCUGCUUUCUCUGUGCUGGGGGUCUCCAAGCAAAGCAAAGAGGUGACGGACCGUGCUGUGGCAGAGCUCCAGAGUCUCCUUGCGGUGUUGGACGGCCACUUGAAGCUGCGGACAUACCUGGUGGGCGAAGCCGUGACGUUGGCCGACGUGACGGUUGCGUCUUCUCUGUUGCUGCCGUAUAAAUAUGUUCUCGACCAAGCUCUCCGCGUUUCAUACACCAAUGUCACCCGGUGGUUUCUGACCUGCGUCAAUCAGCCAGAAUUCCAGUUUAUUUUGGGUCCAAUGAAGCUGUGUGAGCAAACGACUGUUGUGGGGACCCUGAAAUCGGAUCUCAGAGAACCUAAGGCAGAGUUUUCGGAGCCCAAGGAGCUCACAGAGCCGCCCAAAAGCGCAUCCCAGCUAAAGAAAGAAGCCAAAAAGAAAGAAAAACUGGAGAAGUUUCAGCAGAAGAAGGAAAAAAGCCAGCAGCAGCAACAGCAGGGGGAGAAGAAGCCAAAAGUUGAGAAGAAAGAGAAGAAGGAUCUAGGGGUCAUAACCUACAACAUCCCAACUCCCCCAGGAGAGAAAAAAGAUGUGGAGAGCCCGAUGCCUGACUCCUACAGCCCCCAGUACGUUGAAGCCGCCUGGUACCAGUGGUGGGAGAGCCAGGGCUUUUUCAAGCCAGAGUAUGGGCGUCGCAGCGUCUCCGAGCCAAACCCCAAAGGCCUCUUCAUGAUGUGUAUCCCUCCGCCCAAUGUCACCGGAUCCCUCCAUCUUGGCCAUGCCCUCACCAACGCCAUCCAGGACUCUCUGACCCGAUGGCAUCGGAUGAAGGGGGAGACCACUCUGUGGAACCCCGGCUGCGACCACGCCGGCAUCGCCACGCAAGUGGUGGUGGAGAAGAAGCUGUGGAAGGAGCAACGGAAGACGCGGCACGACCUCGGGCGCGAGCUGUUCGUCGAGGCCGUCUGGAAAUGGAAGACCGAAAAAGGCGAUCGGAUCUACCACCAGCUGAAGAAACUGGGCGCCUCAAUGGACUGGGACAGAGCCUGCUUUACAAUGGACCCGAAACUCUCCAACAGCGUCCAGGAGGCUUUUAUCCGGCUGCACGAGGAAGGCGUCAUCUACCGGAGCACGCGCCUUGUGAACUGGUCGUGUGCCCUCAACUCGGCCAUCUCCGACAUAGAGGUGGACAAGAAGGAACUUACGGGCCGGACGCUCUUACCUGUCCCCGGCUACGAGAACAAGGUUGAGUUCGGGGUGCUGGUCUUCUUCGCGUACAAGAUUGAAGGUUCCGAUGAAGAAGUGGUGGUCGCCACGACCCGUAUUGAGACGAUGCUGGGGGACACCGCUGUGGCUGUCCACCCAAAGGAUCCCCGGUACAAGCACCUGCACGGCCGGAGAGUCCUCCAUCCCUUCACUGCUAAGUGCUUGCCUAUAGUUUGCGACGACUUUGUAGACAUGGAGUUUGGAACUGGUGCUGUGAAAAUCACCCCGGCCCACGACCCGAACGACUACGAGGUGGGCUUGCGCCACGGGCUCGACUUCAUCACCAUCAUCGACGAGACCGGCUGCCUCGUCAACGUGCCCCCCACCUUCCAGGGCAUGAAGCGAUUUGAUGCUCGUCGUGCUGUGUUCCAACUUUUGAAGGACGCGGGGCUCGUGAGGGAUGUGAAGGACAAUCCCAUGGUGGUACCGAUCUGCAGCCGUUCCAAAGACGUGGUGGAGCCGCUCCUGAAACCCCAGUGGUACGUGCGUUGCGACACAAUGGCCCGCGGAGCGGCCGAGGCAGUGCGCCGGGGCGACCUGCGCAUCGUGCCGGACUUCCACCUCAAGACCUGGUUCAACUGGAUGGACAAUAUCAGGGACUGGUGCAUUUCUCGGCAGCUGUGGUGGGGCCACCGUAUCCCGGCAUAUUUUGUGACUGUUAACGACCCCUCCGUGCCACCAGGAGAGGAUACGGAUGGUAGAUACUGGAUAAGCGGCAGAACCGAGCAGGAGGUCAAAGAGAAAGCAGCCAAAGUCUUCAAGGUGCCUGCGGAAAAAAUCUCCCUCCGGCAAGAUGAGGAUGUCCUGGACACCUGGUUCUCGUCCGGUCUGUUUCCAUUCUCCAUCUUUGGGUGGCCAAACCCCAGCGAAGAUCUCCAAAUUUUUUACCCGGGGACCCUUCUGGAGACUGGGCACGAUAUUCUGUUCUUCUGGGUAGCCCGCAUGGUCAUGUUGGGCCUGAAGCUUACGGGGAAGCUGCCGUUCAGAGAGGUUUACCUCCAUGCCGUUGUUCGGGAUGCUCAUGGCAGGAAGAUGAGCAAAUCGCUGGGGAACGUGAUUGAUCCGUUGGAUGUUAUUACCGGCAUUACACUGGAGGGCCUCCAUGCACAGCUGCUAGAGAGCAAUUUGGACCCAUCUGAGACAGAGCGAGCAAAACAAGGACAGAAGUCGGAUUAUCCCAACGGGAUUCCAGAGUGUGGGACUGACGCCCUCCGUUUUGCUCUCUGCGCCUACACAUCCCAAGGCCGGGAUAUAAACUUGGACGUGAACCGCAUCCUAGGCUACCGCCAUUUCUGCAACAAGCUGUGGAACGCGACCAAGUUCGCCAUCCGCGGUCUCGGGGACGGGUUCAAGCCGCAGCCCAGCCCAGAGCCCAGUGGAUCAGAGAGCCUCAUCGACCACUGGAUCCUGAGUCGCUUGAGCCAUGCUGUGGAGCUGUGCGAUGCAGGAUUCCAGGCCUACGACUUCCCUGGCAUCACCACAGCAGUCUACAACUUCUGGCUCUAUGAGCUCUGUGAUGUCUACCUGGAGUGCCUGAAACCGGUGUUUGCCAGCCCAGAUGAGGCUGCGAUCCAAACGGCCCGGAACGUCCUCUACACCUGCUUGGAUGCCGGACUCCGUCUUCUCAGCCCUUUCAUGCCCUUCGUCACUGAGGAGCUGUUCCAGCGGCUGCCUCGGCGGUCCCCCUCCGACCCCCCCAGCAUCUGCGUCACUCCUUACCCCUCCACAGAGCAGUACCGCUGGAGGGACGAGGGCUUGGACCACACCGUGGACUUUGCGCUGAGCAUCAUUAGGGCUGUUCGAUCGCUCCGGGCAGACUACAACCUCACCAAGACCAAAGCUGACUGUUACCUGCAGUGCCUGGAUCCCGGAACGGCACAGUCCGUAUCUUGCUGCUCCAGCUACAUCCGGACUCUCAGCUCCUCCCACCAAGUGCUGGUUCUGGAGCCUGGGCAAGCGCCCCCUCCGGGUUGUGCCGUGGCCAUCGCUUCCGACAAAUGCACUGUCCAUCUUCUGCUCAAGGGCUUGAUCGAUGCCGAGAAGGAGAUUUCCAAACUGGCGAGCAAAAAAGCAGAGCUGCAGAAGCAAAUCCUCCGGCUGCAGGAGCGCGUGGGCAGCCCGGACUACGCUGCCAAAGUGCCUGCCAAGGUCCAGGAGGCGGAUGCAGCCAAGCUGAAACAAAGCGAGACUGAAUUGCGGAAGUCGGAAGAAGCCAUUGAGAACUUCAAGAAGAUGCUCUGAAUACGCUGAUCCUAAGGGGUGGGAGGAAGGGAGAGGAGAACGUUAAGCCCUUUUACCUUGAGAAAAGAAGACUCGUCUUCGGUUCAGCUCUCCUUGGUUUAUUCUAUUUUCUGCAGAGACAUUAAAAUAUUUUGCUGAGUUAGAA